AUGAAUUAGCAAGUAUCACAUCAAACUAAGACAUCUCAAACAUAACAAUUUAUAGCUUCCUAACUUUCUAAGUUGCCUGAUAAAAAUAAGCUUCAGCAACUCAUUCCAGUUUAAUUGCAUGUCAAUUGUUUUGAGCGAAAAAACAAUGAAGGAAUCGAUAACAGACAAUCACCACCAUAAUAAUAAAAUUAUUGCACGAAGCCAUCAUAGAAACCUCAAUAGUCCAAUCAUAAAUCUAAUAUGUCACUUUAAAAUAAAAGCAAUUCGCAUAUUGAGUCUAUUUAGGAAAAAUUAUCAGCCAUUAAUCAUCCAAAUAAAAAAAGAGAUUACUCUCCAAAUUCAGAUGCCAUAAGAUAAUUGCUCAAAAAUACUAAGCCUGAUUCAGAUAUGAAUCAUUUAUUAUCUAAAAAGCAAUAAUCUCAGGAUUAGCAACUUAUUUUCACUCCGAUUACUACUAAGCAUUCAUUUAAAUCUCACUCUCCCUUAGAUAUCAAAGAGAGUGUAGCUUAAUUACUUUCAAAUCAUUUUAGUACAAUAUAUGUAUCAUCAUUAGAAACAGAUGUAUCAUCCCCUAAAGGAAAUGGAAGCAAUUAAAAAUAAAAAAAUAGCCAUUUCGGUCCUUAUUUAUCCAUCUAAUAGUAGAUUUAAUAGCAAAAACUUAAAGGACAUAGUUCUACAAACUCACUCUCUUAUGGAUCUAGAAACCAUCAUCAAUAAUCUCUGCAAGAAUCAAAGAGAUCUGAACCUGCCGCAAUAACUCCAACUCCGAAAAGGUUUACUACUACUUCAUAAAAUACAGAGCAUAGUAAAAGUAAAUCUGUUGUUGAAGAAUAAUUGUAAUGUAUGAAAAUAAUGUAAUUUGACAAAGAAAAUCAAUCCCAUAUCCUUAAUUUAGGAUCGCCAAGUGCUUUUAGUAAUUCUGAGCAAGCAUCAAGUGUACUAUCUAUUAUUAAAUGAUAGAUUGGAGAUAGUAUUGGAAUGCAUUUACAAUUUGGAGUUAAAACUCUAUCUCCAUUUGCAAAGCCUCCUUAAUAAUCUCAGAGAUUCUGUAUCUAUCAUAAAGAUAAGAAGGCUAAAUAUGUAACAGAGGAGGGCAAUGACUAUCUCUUUUUUUGUUCUAAAUGCGCGGUCAAAUUGGCUGGCAAAGGCAUGUUCUUUACUGAAAUCGCAUAACUAAAAUAAUCUACAAUUGAUUCUUAAACCUUUUCAUUUCAAUAAAGUUCCUUAGAUUCAACGCAAAGGUAAUCAUCAUCAGUGGAUAUCUAAUUCAAAGAAAGGGAAAUGAAGGUCUUCCUAGCCUUAUUAUAUUAAAUAUAAAACAAUAGACAAGACUUACUUACUUAGUUAUCAAGCUAAGGCAAUAAGCUUCAAAAUUACUAUGACAAAUAAAUGAAAUUGUGUUAGGAAGCAAAAUAACAGCUGUCAUUGUUUUUGGAAGAGAUAUAUCAGAGAAGUAUGAACUAAUUGUCCAAUUCAAAAUAAUAAACCUUAUCCUUUAUUACCAAACUAAUCCAAUAAUUGACUACGAACUAACUCGACAAUAAAAAGAUCUAAACGGAGAUCGAAAGCAAUUGGAAGAGAGUCUUGGAGAAUAUGGAUAUGACAGUAUUCAGAGAGGUUAUGAAUCAACAUCAUGCUAAAUUCUCUAAGUUUGGUGAGUUUCAAUAGGAGAUUCAGAACCAAUACAUUUAACUCUAUUCCAUGGGAUCUAUGGAUAUCCAAUCCACCUUAUCAUUGAUUGCAUAGAAGUAUUGAAUUAAAGUAUACAUAGUUUUGAGGUUAUUGAAUCUGCCAUGCCCUUGAUUUCAAACAUUUAGUAAUUAAAUGUCACUCAACCCAUCAGAACCCAACCCACUCCUCCUAAAAAGAGUGAGGAAUCAAUUAGUUAACGAAUCAAAACUGAUUUCAGUAACUAAAAGAAGAAUUCAGAUGCUAAAUCACAAAAUUUCUGCUCCUACUUCAAUGAGAAAACAGAUAUCAACUAAAAUGUAAAGGAUACCUAAAAAAUGAUUCCCUCAUUUUAAUCUCACAACAACAAUCUUUAUGUUUCAUUUGAAAAUAAAGAAAUAUUUAUGAAUGCUUUGGAAAUGGAAAAAAAUAAGUAAGCCAAUUGUAAUGAGGAUGACAAGGCUUCGAAAUAAUAAGCCAUAAUGAUUUUAUAAUCUUACAAAGGAUCUCAUGCAGACAUACUGGAGGAAUCACUCAAUAUGUCUCAUGAUUCUUAAAAGUCUGCACCUCAUAGUCCUGCUUCUGGGCAAACAAAAGAAUCUGUUUAAAGAAUAAACCCCAAUCAAGACUAAGAAUUUAUGGCUCUUGCUAAUAACCAAAAUGAGACUGUCCCAAAGGAAGCAUUUCAAAAAUAAAAAAGUACUUUCAGAACUCUUUUCGAAAAUGAGGAUUCCCAAGAACCCAACAUUUAGAUCAAGAAGGAAUCGACUGCAAUUUCUCCAGCUAGAAGUGAGAAGUUUAAAUCAUUCCUUAAUAGAAUUUCUAAUAGCCAAUCGAAUACUCAAUAGUAUAUUUAUUUUAUCUAUUUACAUUACACAAUUUUAGGUUUUAUCAAUAGAUACUGCAGGGCCAUUAAAAAGUAGCAGCCGAGACGCCAGAUACAAAGAGAUAGGAUUCAUAAAGUUUAAAUUAAAUUAAUUUUGAAGUUCCUGAUACAUGUGUCAGAGAGGACAUUAUGAAUUUGUAGGAUAGUGAGGACAUAAAAGACUCAGUCCACCAAAUAAAUAUGUGUGAUGAUUAAUAACAUCUUAGCGAUUAUGACGAUGAAAAAGAAAUACAAGAUACUAAAAUGCGUUAUGUAUAUUAGGACGAGAGAAAAGAAUAAUACUAAAAGACUUUGUUUUCAUCCCCAAUGUUCAAGGAUCAUUGA
Molecule: messenger RNA, 2878 nt
Organism: Paramecium octaurelia
Lineage: Eukaryota; Ciliophora; Oligohymenophorea; Peniculida; Parameciidae
Source: the annotation of a GenBank genome assembly